GAACAAAAACAAAGAAAAGGAAAAUAGCCGUUGCAAUUCCACUACUUGUCGUUUUUUCCCAACCAAAGCCCCUAAAUCUUCUUCUUCUUCAGCCUCCUCAAUCCCACAUCGCUCCAAUCAAUCAAGUUUUAAUCUUUCUCUCUUCCCAGAUUGAAUCGUUAUUGGGUUUCGGAUUUUUUUUUGGGUACUAAUGGCUUCAUCAAGAACCGCAACCAAGGACAUCAUCACUCUGCGUGGCUCCGCUGCCAUUGUCAGCGAGUUUUUUGGCUAUUCAGCGAACAGCAUUUUGUACAAUCGAGGAGUGUAUCCUGAAGAAAGUUUUGUAAAGGUCAAGAAAUAUGGGCUGCCUAUGUUGCUCACUCAGGAUGAGGGUCUCAAAUCUUUUAUUGCCAAUCUAACUUCCCAGCUUUCUGAAUGGCUGGAAUCUGGCAAGUUACAGAGGAUUGUUCUGGUGAUCAUGAGUAAGGCCACUAAUGAGGUUCUAGAGAGGUGGAACUUCAGCAUCGAGACCGACAGUGAGGUCGUCGAGAAGGGUGUUUCGAGGGAAAAGAGUGACAAGGAGAUUAUGAGGGAGAUUCAAGCAAUCAUGAGGCAGAUUGCUUCUAGCAUUACUUACCUGCCAUGCCUUGAUGAACCCUGUGUUUUUGAUGUUUUGGCAUACACUGAUAAGGAUGUUCAAGUCCCAUUCACUUGGGUGGAAAGUGAUCCCAAACUGAUAGACAAUCCACAAAUGGUGAAGCUGCAUUCCUUUGACACCAAGAUUCACAAGGUCAACACUCUGGUAUCCUACAAGAACGAUGAAUGGGAUGAGGAGUAGGAUAUAAUCCAUCUGUCCUAGACUCUGGUGUUGUGAAUGUUUCAGUUCACAUUUUGUUGAUAGUUGGAAAGUUGACGAUUCAUGUACUACUGUACUAGUGCUAUUUGCAAGAUGUUCUCAGUAACAUGAAUAUUAUCGAAUUUAUCGGCUGUAUGUAUAA
This is a messenger RNA of Rosa chinensis, 977 nucleotides long. RefSeq names its product mitotic spindle checkpoint protein MAD2. The record is from RefSeq and is a predicted model, not a curated record. The transcript is spliced from 7 exons. The coding region runs from base 191 to 817 and encodes 208 amino acids. NCBI's taxonomy places the organism in Eukaryota, Viridiplantae, Streptophyta, Magnoliopsida, Rosales, Rosaceae. Gene Ontology annotation, cellular component: nucleoplasm; kinetochore; cytoplasm. Gene Ontology annotation, biological process: mitotic spindle assembly checkpoint signaling.